Drosophila busckii is the source of this 3556-nucleotide messenger RNA. RefSeq lists its product as uncharacterized. The transcript is spliced from 8 exons. Gene Ontology annotation, cellular component: nucleus. The record is from RefSeq and is a predicted model, not a curated record. NCBI's taxonomy places the organism in Eukaryota, Metazoa, Arthropoda, Insecta, Diptera, Drosophilidae. The coding region runs from base 696 to 2306 and encodes 536 amino acids.
UAUGCGAAGCAACAUAUACAAAAUAUGUAUGUACUAUGCCCAAAGUAUAUAAGCUUAAAUGUGUAUGCAUAGUUAAAACUAUUAAAUAGUUAAUGCAGGUGUAUCUCUUUAUACAGUGACAUCUUUGACAGAAAAUAGCAUAAAAGCUCUGGCUAAGUACCCACAAUGCAAUAAAAGUUCAUGCCAUCAAUCUUAAAGCAACAAGCAAAAUUAAAUAGCAGGCACGCUUUAUAUUUUGAUUUUUUGGGUCAUGCGGCCCGUCACAAUGCUGCAGCUGAUGAUGAUGAUGAUGAUGAUGGCGUUGAACACGUUGACCGUAACACGAACAAUUUUGCAGUGAGAGCAAAUUAUAUAAAAUUAUCAUGCAGUUGCCACUCGUGAAAGGCAGCAAGGCUAAACUUGAGCUGCAUGCGCGGCGCUUUGUGUGGGGGACUGCAUGACGUAUACGUAAUAUACGUGUCUAGGCAUAUAGGGUGGCCAUUUGCCAAACAGCCAAGUGGCAAACAAACAAACUACACGACAACUGCGACAACAACAAAACAAACAGCAUUAAGCAACAGCCAACAGUAACAAAGCGGCAUAGAGAAAGCGAAAAAACAAGGAAAAACUUUUAGCAAAUGGCAAAAGUUUCGAAAAUACUUGCAAACGUGUUGAAGGCCUAGCUCACAGCAGCCCCCUGUACACAAAAUGUCAAAAUGGCGAAGUUAACAUUGCCCAUGCUACUGCAGCAACUGCAGCUGUUGACCGCCAAGCAACAACAACAACAACAACAGCAGCAGCUCUAUCAUAUUAACAGUAACAAUAAUAACAACAACAACAACAAUAGUUUGCACAUGUGGCUGCAACUAUGCCAAUUUGGCUGUCAACGUCAUUAUCUGCUGCUCGCCGUGCUUUUCUAUGGCUAUCUAAUGUUGCAUGCCACAGCCACAGCCACAGCCACAGCUACAGCCACAACCACAAUGUCAACAAAAUCAAAUAUGACAGCUGCUCUAGCUAUAAGUGAAUCACACCCACAGCAGCAGCAGCAGCAACAGCAACAGCAUAAGCGCGAUGUUGUCCAUGCCAAUGUGCCUGAUGAUGAUUACGAUCCAAACUAUGAUGAUAUUGAUGACAUUGAGGCCUUGAUUAAUAAUAAGUCAGCUAAGGGUAAAUACAUUGGAGCACCUUGCAACGAGCUGAAAUGCGAUGCCAAAUUAUUGCAUGUUGCCUGUGACAAGGACACACAGAUCUGCGCCUGUGAACGCAACUAUCCCGUGCAGCUGGGACCCGUAAAGGGUUGCGCCAAACCUAAAAAGCUUGGCGAUCAAUGUUUCUAUGACGAAACGUGCAUCUACAACGACGAGAACUCCCUUUGUGUUCAGGUCAGACACAAUGCAAUGUGUCAAUGUGCCAGUGGCUAUCACUCGGUUAGCUAUACGAAGCCGACAAGACGCGUCUUUUGUACGCCCGAUCUAAGUGAGCUCAGCUCAGAUUUGCCAACACUGUUGGGCGUGUCCACGGGCAUAGCGGUGCUGGCGGGUCUUAUCUGCAUGGUGCUGCACUUAUUCAGCAAGACCAAGUAUCCCAGGCAUCGCAACUUUGGGGAUGCCAACAUACCGCCGCCCAUAUUGUAUUCUAGCGAUACGGGCAUACCGCUGACGGUGCACUCGGCACGUCCCUCUUCACGCUCUAGCAUACGUUCGACGGGCUCGAUUGGCUCCUACGGUAAUCGGCGCGCAUCUUCGGGUGGCCUGCCGGGCGCAAGUGGCGCUGGCCAUAGCGGCGGCGGCGGCAGCGGCACGGCGGCUGGCUCCAAGGGCAUACUGGUGUCCACGUCACGUACAGGUUCUCGAAGACCAAGUCUAGCGUCCGUGCAUAGCACAAGCUCCUCGGUGCGCAGCUACAGCAUGAUGCGCUUCGAGAAGGAGGUGCUGCAAAAGGAGAUCAGGCAGGAGAUGAAGUUGCGCUUGGCGCGACUGCAGCAGCAGCAGCAUCUCACACAGAACAAGCCGCAAAUUGUGAUUGGCGAGGCGUUGCUACAACACGGCGCCAUCGGUCGCGUUACCAUGGCCACGCCCAGUCCACUGACGCCCAACUCGCUAGAUGAGCUGCUGCCGUCGCUCGACGAAAACCAGGAAUAUCCACCACGAUUGGAGAACACAUACAAGCAGCUGAUACAGCCUAAAAUGAAUACACAAGCCGCCUCAGCAGCCGCCAGCGCUUUAGAUCAGGCCAAUGCCAAUGCCCAUGCCAACUCUAGUACUAACGCUAAUGCUAAUGCUAAUGGCUACAACGGUCCUUGCAGCUCAUCGACUGAGGCACUUUAGAAACCAACUGUAACUAAUGUAGCUUAAUUAUACGCUUAGAGCAUAAGUCAUAGUCUUAGACAUAGCGUUCAGUUCUGUUAAUUGGCUAGUUAAUUGUUAAAUGUAUUAAGCGUCAAACGUGUUUUAGUUCGUAGCUAAUUAGAUUAUGUGUAACAUAGUAAGCAACGCUACUGAUGCGCAACUGUAUAUUGUUUAUAUUCAUUUUGAGUGGAUUUGGUUUUCAAUUUCAUUUCAACAUUAUAUAGACUUAGAUAAAGUAAAGCUAAUCGAUAUCAAAUUGAAUGCAUAGUUCUUAAUGUUAAUUGUUAAUGUGGAGACUAAGUUUGCAUAAACCUAAUAUUAGUACUGAUUAAAUAUACGCAAGAUGAAUUUAUAAAAUCGGUUUAUAUACUGUUUAUACACUUGAAAGCGAAUAAUAAUAAUAUUAUGUAGUGUAAUAAGCAAAAAGUAGCCAUUGCUGUGUGUACAUUAAAUUAAUUAACAAAAGGUUUUUGCAAAUUGUGUUAGCAACAAAACAAAACAAACACACACACACAUUCCAACUAAAGUCCACAAUGAGAAUAAUAAACUCACAGUGAAUUGAUUCAUACGCGAUUAACUUUAGCCGUUGAAACUAACAAUUAGUUGAUGUUGUUGUCACUUUUAGUUUUUAUGCAUUUCUCAAACCAGCGGCGUUUCAAAUGAAUACAAUAAACAAUGUAUACUACUAGUCCCAAAAGUAAUACUAGAGUUUUCACCCCAAGCAUAUAAUAUUUACAUAUGUAUACCUAAAAUAUCUGCUAUUAUGGUUGUUUAAAGUAGAACACUUUUAUAUACUCCUAUGCGUUAGGUUCGAAAUGUUUACCAACUUCAAGUAUUAUUAGACUAAACUACAUACCUAUGUGUGAAAAACAAAAGGAUAAAUACUUUUUGUUGAAAGUGUACUGAAUUUAUUUACUUGUGUAUUAAUUAAUACGAACCCCUAUGGCUCUCUAGAUUGUUGUUCAAACAUAUCUGUAUACUGAAACAAUAAGCUUUUAUUAUGGUUUUAACUAAUACCGCUAAUGUUUAAUUUCAUAUACUAGUUACCUAUCAUUUUAGACAAAUUCAAUUCACAAUAUUCUGUACAUAACACUAAGUUGUUCAACGAGUCAAAUUGAUUACUAAACAAUGCAUUCAUAUACAUAAGUGCAUAUGCAUUGACAUCAAGCGAGACGCUUUAGCAAACAUCGCAAUAUUUUGUGAAAUAGUGUCUAAGUUAAAAAAUAAAG